Sesamum indicum (sesame) is the source of this 2645-nucleotide messenger RNA. Its product is annotated as general transcription and DNA repair factor IIH helicase/translocase subunit XPB1. Gene Ontology annotation, cellular component: transcription preinitiation complex; transcription factor TFIIH holo complex; nucleotide-excision repair factor 3 complex. NCBI's taxonomy places the organism in Eukaryota, Viridiplantae, Streptophyta, Magnoliopsida, Lamiales, Pedaliaceae. The record is from RefSeq and is a predicted model, not a curated record. Gene Ontology annotation, molecular function: 3'-5' DNA helicase activity; ATP binding; DNA binding. Gene Ontology annotation, biological process: transcription initiation at RNA polymerase II promoter; nucleotide-excision repair.
GGGCAUUUUCUCUCUCCUCUCUCCUCUCUCCUCUCUCCUCUCUCCUUCUCUGUAUAUAUAAAGGCUGAAGGGGUAACAGUCCAACACAUUUUUCGCGGUACUUAGCUCAAAACCUACUCACGAAACAUGAACGGCGACAAAGGUCGGCCCAGCAAAAAGUUCAAGUUCUCGAAGGAGGAGUAUAGGGCUUCAGCUGUCGAGGAUGACUCUCAUUUCAUGGAGGAUUUGGAUGAUGAUCUACGCGAUGGUGAAGGGAAAAAGAGGGAUUUCUCCAAGUUGGAACUCAAACCCGACCAUGCGAAUCGGCCUCUCUGGGCUUGCGCGGAUGGUCGGAUAUUCCUUGAGACGUUCUCCCCAUUGUAUAAACAGGCCUAUGAUUUCCUCAUUGCAAUUGCUGAACCCGUUUGCAGGCCAGAGUCUAUGCACGAGUACAACUUGACCCCACAUUCUUUAUACGCUGCGGUAUCAGUGGGACUUGAAACAGAGACCAUUAUUUCUGUUUUGAAUAAACUAUCAAAGACCAAGCUUCCAAAAGAGAUGAUUGAUUUCAUACACAGUUCUACAGCUAAUUAUGGCAAAGUGAAGCUUGUGCUCAAGAAGAAUAGAUACUUUGUGGAGUCCCCAUUUCCUGAGGUUUUAAAUAGGUUGCUUAAAGAUGAAGUCAUAGGACGAGCUAGAAUAUCUUCUGAGGGAAUUCAUGGAAGUGAUGGGUUUACAGUUGGCAAAUCAGCCGGUGAAAUAGAAGGGGCUCAUGAUGAACUGCUAAAUGAAGCCGAGUUGGCAGCUGCAGCUGAAGAAAAAGAAACUCAUUCUUUUGAAAUUGACCCUGCUCAGGUCGAGAAUGUAAAGCAACGUUGUUUGCCUAAUGGUCUAAAUUAUCCCAUGUUGGAGGAGUAUGACUUUAGAAACGAUACUGUUAAUCCUGAUCUCGAGGUGGAAUUGAAGCCUCAUGCACAACCACGGCCUUAUCAAGAAAAGAGUCUGAGUAAGAUGUUUGGAAACGGGAGAGCACGUUCUGGAAUCAUUGUGCUACCAUGUGGUGCCGGAAAGUCUUUGGUUGGCGUUUCUGCAGCUUGCAGAAUAAGAAAGAGUUGUCUUUGUUUGGCUACAAAUGCUGUAUCCGUAGAUCAAUGGGCUUUCCAGUUCAAGUUAUGGUCAACCAUUAAAGAGGAACAAAUCUGUCGUUUCACAUCAGAUAGCAAAGAGAGAUUCCGUGGCAAUGCUGGGGUAGUGGUGACAACAUAUAAUAUGAUUGCAUUUGGUGGAAAACGUUCUGAGGAAGCUGAAAAGAUCAUCGAAGAAAUAAGAAACCGUGAGUGGGGGUUGCUUCUCAUGGAUGAGGUGCACGUGGUCCCAGCUCACAUGUUCAGGAAGGUCAUCAGUCUUACAAAAUCUCACUGUAAACUUGGGCUUACUGCAACCCUUGUGAGAGAGGAUGAAAGGAUUACAGAUUUGAACUUCCUUAUUGGUCCGAAGUUGUAUGAAGCGAAUUGGUUGGAUUUAGUGAAAGGAGGAUUCAUUGCGAACGUUCAAUGUGCAGAAGUCUGGUGUCCAAUGACAAAAGAAUUCUUUGCUGAAUAUCUGAAGAAGGAAAAUUCGAAGAAGAAACAGGCUCUUUAUGUAAUGAAUCCUAAUAAAUUCAGGGCCUGUGAGUUCCUCAUCCGGUUCCAUGAACAACAGCGGGGUGAUAAGAUAAUAGUGUUUGCCGAUAAUCUUUUUGCACUGACAGAGUAUGCAAUGAAGCUUCGGAAACCUAUGAUUUAUGGUGCCACCAGCCAUCCUGAGAGAACCAAAAUUCUUGAAGCAUUCAAAACCAGUCGAGAUGUGAACACCAUUUUCCUUUCAAAGGUGGGUGAUAAUUCUAUAGAUAUUCCUGAGGCAAAUGUGAUAAUUCAGAUUUCAUCACAUGCUGGUUCAAGGCGACAAGAGGCUCAACGACUUGGGCGUAUUCUCAGGGCUAAGGGAAAGCCUCAGGAUAGGGUGGCAGGAGGGAAGGAAGAGUACAACGCAUUUUUCUACUCUCUUGUGUCCACCGACACUCAGGAGAUGUAUUAUUCAACCAAAAGGCAGCAGUUUUUGAUUGAUCAAGGAUAUAGUUUUAAGGUAAUCACGAGCUUGCCGCCUCCUGAUUCAGGACCUGAGUUGAGUUAUUAUCGCCUUGAAGAUCAGCUCGCACUUCUCGCAAAGGUGCUAAGCGCGGGAGAUGAUGCAGUUGGCUUGGAGCAGCUAGAAGAAGAUGCUGAUGACAUUGCACUUCAAAAAGCCCGUCGUUCGGCCGGAUCAAUGAGCGCAAUGUCCGGAGCCAAGGGAAUGGUUUACAUGGAAUAUAGUACUGGGCAUAAAAAGCUACAGGGCCAGACAAAGAGCAAGACGAAGGACCCAUCUAAGAGACAUCACUUAUUCAAGAAACGUUUUGGCUGAUCAAUACAAUGCAUGUGUUCGUCCGCCUGGUGAAAUGGAAAAAGAGCAAGCGGACGAGUUUAGUAUAGGAAAGCUUCGAGAUCAUAGUUACAGCAACUAAUGAUCAGUGUGUACAUAGAGAUGCUUUGGUAUUGGACAUGUUAAUCAUGAAGUGCACUAAGUAAAGUUUGUGACGAAGAUUAUGUGGAUGCAAAGAGUUAAAUGCGUGUAGAGAGUUGAAAAUU